AUGGAACAUACUCCCACACAAACGGACAGCUUGCUAAAGCGGCUAUCUGGACCUUCAUCUGGAAAGGCUGGACUAGCAAAAGAUCAGACCGAAAUUAAUAAAAUAAUUGCAGAAGUGUCCAAAGGGUCAAAGUUCUAUGAGGUGCGAGACAUCUAUGACCGAAAUGAAACCGAUACCCAUGCCACUUUUCAGAAUGAGAAGCGCAAAGAUGCACAGCUCACCGUUCGAAUUGAAAAGCUGCUCGCACUACGGGAUAGUUUAAUGAAAAAUGCUCGAAUUGCCGAAAUCGAGGCCACAGUAGACAAACAAUUGGCAGAGAUCGAAUCGCAACGAGAUUUCUCACAGAUCAUUUGCCAUGCGGACAUGGAUGCGUUCUAUGCGACGGUUGAGACCUUGGAUAACCCAUCACUUGAAGGUACGGCUUUUGGUGUAGGAAUAGGCGUGCUUUCAACAGCUAGCUAUGAGGCUAGAAAGUUUGGCGUUAGAUCGGGGAUGGCUACCUUCGUGGCUAAAGCGUUGUGUCCACACCUCAACCUAUUGCCCAUGAGAUUUCAUCGAUACUCGGAGAUGUCCAACCGAGUUUUUAACGUGUUAAGAAAGUACGACCCAAAUCUGCUAGCUGCAGGGUGCGACGAAGGCUACCUGAACCUCACUUCAGUUUGCGAGGAGGCGAAUGAAUCUCCGGAAGUUCUCGUACAGCGUAUGCGCGACGAAGUCUACAAAGAAACUGGGUUAACCAUGAGUUGCGGAGUUGCACCUAAUAAAGCUUUGGCAAAGAUCUGUUCCGAUCUCAAUAAGCCUAACGGGCAAUACAUUAUGCCAUUCGAUCGAUCUGUUAUUCUGGAAUUUACAAGGAAACUUCCGAUGCGCAAGAUGCCGGGUACCGGUCGAGUGACCGAACGAAUACUCGAAAGCCUGGGGGUUAGGGCAAGUACAUGUGGUGAUGUAUUCACGCAUCGAGCUCAGUUGUAUCUUCUUUCGCAACAAAACAAACUUCACCUCCACUCGCUUCUAUGCGCGUACUUGGGCGUGCAUGAUAAUACGGUUGCUCCGUAUACCCGAGAUUCGAGACGCAGUCUGGGGUAUGAGCGCACAUUCAAUCCACAGAAUGAUUCGAAGGUUCUUCUCGAAACUCUUGAUAAGAUUGCUGAAGGGCUUGCCCAAGAUUGCGAGAAAAGAGGGUGGGCCGGAAAAACUCUAACACUCAAGUAUAAGCUUGAUAAUUAUCAAACAUUUUCCCGAGCCAAGCCACUGCCCAAAUGGACAAUGACCAAGGAAGAUCUAUUACCGCAUGCCCAAGAGCUUCUUGUGAAAGAGUUCCCUCUUUGCCUACGUCUCAUGGGACUCCGUUUGACCAAUUUAAAAGAUCUUAAAGAAGACACUAAUGCUGGGCUCAAACGGUUCUGGGCUCAAGGACCAGGUGUUUCAAAAGCUGGGAAUAUGAAACCCAUAGACGAAGAAUCGGAUGCGGACAGCGAUUUAGGGCUAUGGGAAGUGGAUUCUCAUGGCGAGCCUGUGAUAGCUGACACAUCGACGCCUAGUAAACACUUAAGUACAACCGUCCCGAACACAUGCCCAGAGUCCAGUUGCACCAAAGGGCCAACAUUUAAGCAAACCAAGCUGUCUAUUUCCAGGGGGUCGGUCCCUCUUGAAAGAUCAAGUGCCCCGAAGCGGAAGCGUAGUGCGUCUGUCGGUCCCAGUCUUGGGAAUAAGAGCAGCAAAACCGAUCCAAGUAAAAGAAGGCCCGGGCCAUUACCAACGGGACCAAAAACCGUCCAUAAGAUUGUUAUCGACGUGGAUUCACUAUGUCCAGACUGUUUACAAGACAUCGAUCUCGAUCAUCAACGUUCUGCGACAUGUCCCCAAGCGGCAAAAGAAGAUAGCUUAGCGGAUAAAAACAAACUUACAGGCCGAGGCACUAAACAAUCCGCUCAAGCCAAGUUACCCUCACUUUUUAACCGGAAACAGUCAUAG
Messenger RNA from Rhizoctonia solani, 1974 nucleotides. Its product is annotated as DNA repair protein REV1. Gene Ontology annotation, molecular function: damaged DNA binding; DNA-directed DNA polymerase activity. Gene Ontology annotation, biological process: error-prone translesion synthesis. The transcript is spliced from 14 exons. Lineage: Eukaryota; Fungi; Basidiomycota; Agaricomycetes; Cantharellales; Ceratobasidiaceae. Bases 1 to 1974 code for a protein of 657 amino acids. The record is from RefSeq and is a predicted model, not a curated record. Gene Ontology annotation, cellular component: nucleus.